Conger conger (European conger) is the source of this 1963-nucleotide messenger RNA. It is a transcript of the gene nle1, whose product is annotated as notchless homolog 1 (Drosophila). Lineage: Eukaryota; Metazoa; Chordata; Actinopteri; Anguilliformes; Congridae. Gene Ontology annotation, molecular function: protein binding. Bases 112 to 1542 code for a protein of 476 amino acids. Gene Ontology annotation, cellular component: nucleolus. The transcript has 13 exons. The record is from RefSeq and is a predicted model, not a curated record. Gene Ontology annotation, biological process: Notch signaling pathway; ribosomal large subunit assembly.
UGUCGCUCGAAUAUAUCGUCACUGGUAUGUAAUCAUCAUGCGCUCUUUAAACAAAAAAAAGAAAACACGUGUGAUAGCUACUUGUCAACUGAAGAUAAUUUCCAGGACAGGAUGAGUGAGGAGUCAGAGCGUCUGUUGAUCCAAUUUCAAGAUGAGGGUGGCGAGGCCUUGGGGUCCCCCUUUGAUGUGCCUAUGGACAUCACCCCAGACAAACUACAGCUCGUCUGUAAUGCACUCUUGCAGAAGGAGGAGCCGGUGCCGUUGGCGUUCUUCGUGAACGAGGCGGAGAUCGUGUCGUCGCUCCGCGUGUGUGUCCAGGCGCUGGACCUGGAGACGGAGCGGGUGCUCCCGGUGGUGUACCAGCCCCAGGCCGUGUUUCGAGUCCGCGCGGUCGCCCGCUGCACCAGCUCCCUGCAGGGACACACUGAGGCCGUCAUCUCUGUCGCCUUCAGCCCCACGGGAAAGUACUUGGCCAGUGGGUCGGGGGACACGACGGUGAGGUUCUGGGACCUGACGACAGAGACGCCUCACCACACCGCCAGAGGACACACUCACUGGGUUCUCUCAAUUGCCUGGUCGCCUGACGGCAGGAAGUUGGCCUCGGGGUGCAAGAACAGCCAGGUGUUCCUGUGGGACCCCAACACGGGACAGCAGAUCGGGAAGGCCCUGACUGGACACUCCAAGUGGAUCACAUGGCUGUGCUGGGAACCGCUGCACCUUAACCCAGAGUGCCGGUAUCUGGCCAGCUCCUCUAAAGACUGCACGGUGCGUAUUUGGGACACGGUCCUGGGGCGCUGUGAGAAGAUCCUGACGGGGCACACUCAGUCAGUCACUUGUGUGAAGUGGGGGGGAGACGGCCUCCUCUUCACCUCUUCUCAGGACCGCACCAUCAAAGUGUGGAGAGCCAAAGACGGGGUGCAAUGCCGCACCCUGCAGGGCCACGCCCACUGGGUUAACACCCUGGCGCUCAGCACGGACUACGUUCUCCGGACCGGAGCGUUCGAUCCCGCAACCGCCACCAUCAACGCCCAGGAUCUCACUGGGUCACUGGAGCAGCUGAAGGAGAAAGCCCUGCAGAGAUAUAACAGUGUGAGGGGUCAGGGGGCGGAGCGGCUGGUGUCGGGCUCUGAUGACUUCACGCUGUACCUGUGGAACCCGGCGGAGGACAAGAAGCCCCUGGCGCGCCUCACGGGGCACCACGCCCUCAUCAACGAGGUGCUCUUCUCCCCCGACACGCGCCUGCUGGCCAGCGCCUCCUUCGACAAGUCCAUCAAGAUCUGGGACGGCAAGACGGGCAAGUACCUGAGCUCCCUGAGGGGGCACGUGGCGGCCGUGUACCAGGUGUCCUGGUCGGCGGACAGCAGGCUUCUGGUGAGCGGGAGCAGCGACAGCACCCUGAAAGUGUGGGACGUGAAGACGGGCAAGCUGAGCGUGGACCUGCCUGGGCACGCCGACGAGGUCUUUGCUGUGGACUGGAGUCCAGAUGGACAGAGAGUGGCCAGCGGUGGGAAAGACAAGUGUCUAAGGAUAUGGAGGAGGUAGUUCUUCAGCAGUUAUCUGCACUGUGCAAAAACUUCACCAGCCUGGUGCCUCGCAACCCGGCAUCACCGUGCAUCACCAACGGACCGCUAAAGGGACAUUUUAAAGGAGCUCAGAGUGAACCUAAUCCUUUACCCACAACGCACCUCUCUGCCCAGUGAUAAAGACCUUCACUGCCUCGAGGUCAAGUCAUGUGAGGGUAAUUGAACCACUGCUUCUCCAUGAUGAUCUUCACUUAAUCCUUACUGUCUUUGGAGGUGAUGUCAUACAUGGAAAUUGAUAUGGAUGAAGUUGCAAGCUCAUCUUUGCUUUGUAUAAAUGUCUCUAUAUUUACUCAUUUUCUGAGUAAAUGCAUAUAAAAUACGGACUCCCCCAUUGUUCGCUACUUCUCAUUCCUGUUUUGAAUAAAUGCACCAGUCCAGUC